Messenger RNA from Penaeus monodon (black tiger shrimp), 717 nucleotides. RefSeq lists its product as uncharacterized. The transcript is spliced from 7 exons. The coding region runs from base 40 to 717 and encodes 225 amino acids. NCBI's taxonomy places the organism in Eukaryota, Metazoa, Arthropoda, Malacostraca, Decapoda, Penaeidae. The record is from RefSeq and is a predicted model, not a curated record.
GGUUUUCUGCAGGACACAUCGACCAUCAAUCACUUCAGGAUGUCUGCUAUCGGACUUUUGCUGUUGGGCGUGGUUGCGGCGGUGGGCGGGGCCAACGUGUUCCCCGAGCCACGCUUGGAGACGUUGCCCUGCGGAACGACCACCAUGAACCCCGGCGAGCGAGUGGCCAUCCAGUCGCCCAACUUCCCCCAAAACUACGAUACAGACUACAGGUGCCAGUACGAGAUCACGUGCAACCCCAUGGAGUCUACCUACUUGGAGUUUAUCUGUCCUACCUUCGAACUGGAAUCGUCCACCGACUGCCUCAAUGACCGCCUGGUGGUGACUUACCAUGGUUCUCGCGAAGAGAAAUGCGGCAGCGACAGUCCCGACGGAACCAUCACCUCCGACGGAUGGACGCUAUUCUUUGUGUCCUUAUAUGAAUCUGCUAGAAAAACUGCAAUAACUACCAAUUCAUCUUCGCACUGUAACAACUACCGCCACUGCUACAAACACAACGCCCUUUGUAAAACCUCUCACAUCUACAACUCCCCUAUCCAUUACAAUCUCUGCAAAAUCACAAAUACAAGACAAACCAGUGCUUUGCGAAAUUCACCCAGUGGCUUUUACAACCCUUUAAAAUUGAAGUACGCUUGUUCAAUGAAAUCUUAUAGGGAAAUUCGUGACAAGUGUGCAAAUACAUUUGUGCAUGGUACUAGAGGGCACAGCGGCCACUAG